Acanthaster planci (crown-of-thorns starfish) is the source of this 4784-nucleotide messenger RNA. Its product is annotated as TELO2-interacting protein 1 homolog. Lineage: Eukaryota; Metazoa; Echinodermata; Asteroidea; Valvatida; Acanthasteridae. Gene Ontology annotation, cellular component: cytoplasm. The record is from RefSeq and is a predicted model, not a curated record.
UAUCCAAAACUCAUGUACUCCGAUCAUAUGCCUGUGUGACAAGUUUUCUCGCUGAUUAUGGCCUUCAGUGACUGGAUGAUCCUUUUUAAUUUUUUAAGCGCCUUGCAGGUAGUUUCUUAAAGAUGACGCAGUCAGCGUUUGAAAGGCUGCGGCCCCUAUGCGUGAGGCUGUCAAAGGAGCCUUCCAACAGCACCGUCGAGCAGCUCAGGACUCUCCUGGAGGGGAUGGACGAGGGCACCCUUGAACCUCUCCAGCAGUACCUUCUGUUCCCGCUUCGCCUGGUGCUCCGAGAGCCCAAGAAAAUGCCCGCCGGUUGCUGCGAGAAUGCCCUAGGGUGCAUCAGCAAGAUCUUCUCCUGCACCAUGGUCAGGGACUGGCCCGUCUUCUCUGACUUCUUCUCCACACUCUGUAUUCUUGUCAGUCCGGAGGCCAACGUUGGAGGAGCUUCAAGCCCAGCCGAGGAGUUAAAGAUGGCCGUUGUCUCGUGCUUGGAGGACUUGCUGAAGAGCGCUUCGGACUUUGUCCUUAGUCGUCUGUACAGUCCGCAGUUCCUUCCAGCCGCGGGCCAUGCUGUUUCCGUCCUGUUGGGAAUGGCUGAGUCCGAGAAACUGAAGGAAUUGAGGGUCAAGGCCAUGAUGUGUCUGCAACAUCUUGCUCAGUGUGGAGGCGGAGAAUUAGCCAGCAACACCAUCAAGGAAUCCAGAGCAUGCUUCGCCUCAUUCCUGCCGGGCAUCAGCCUGGCGCUCAGCCGGGUCAUACUGGGUGACACCAAACAGGGUCAGAAAGUUACAGUCGCGGCAAUCCACACCUGGUCUAAAAUUGUUGCCAUGGUGAUGGAUGACCUUUACACUCCGAACCAAUCGAAUGAAGACAAUAAAUGCCCGCUAUUGGAAGAAGGUGAGGCCAAGUGCCCAGGAAGAGAUCUGUGGGUGGAAAGAACAUCCAAAUGGGUGGACUCGACUGCCAAGAAACUGGACAUUCUGAUUGGUCGCAUUGUUGCCAUGGCAACUAACCCCAACUGGAAGAUACGCCUCGCAAUGGUGAUAUUUUCAGAGAAGCUUCUUUUCAGUUGCAAAAGUUCGCUGUCGGCCAGCAUUCCAAAAUUCCUAGAGCUCCUGGUGUCUCUUGUCGGCGAUGAAUACGACCAGGUGGCCGCCCGGUGCAAGGCGGUUCUGGAGAGGUUUGCCCAGGCACACAUGGGUGGGGAGGAUGAAGGGGAUGGGGUAGGGAAACCCCUUGUAGAGCUCCUAGAGGAGAACCUGCACUCGUUGAUGACUGCGCUGCCACGGCUGAUGAGGACUGCAGAUGAUGCUACAAAGCUGGCAAGAUUAAAUCUGGUUAUUGGAUAUCUGAAACUUCUUGGUCCUAGGAUAUCCUCACUGCUGCACUCCGUCGCCCAUCUCAGGCGUCUGUCUCUAGCACUCCUCCAAGUCUUGGAGCUUGACCUCAGGGACAUUAAGAUUCUAGAAGAGGCAACUCUUCGUCCAGAAUCGGCAGUGAGUGCUGUGGACACCUUCCAACCGUACCCGGCCAGACGAAAGCAUUUCAAGCAGUUUGCCGACGAGAGAAUCCACAAGGCGAUCAUCGAAAUCUGUCAUUUACUUGGAAUGCAUGGAAACAUUACCCUUCUUGUGGACCACUUCCUGGGUCUCUUCCAUGAGUCGUCAUCACACCGGAAACAGGCGGUCCUAGUCCUGAAUGAGAUCAUGCUGGGUACCAGGGUGACACCACUGGAUGACAGUAACAAGACAUCGUGGGAAGGAUCAGCCAGUCCUGCCUUGAGGGAUACAACUGAAAUUGAGAGUGCAGUUCGAACUUUGCUGCAAGAGUACCUAUCUCCCAUGCACUGGAAUCUCCCCACCUGCCCUAGCCAAUCAGAGGCCAUCUCAGCUCCUAAGGACACAUCCAAUUGGCUGGUUGUCUCUCAACAGGAGAGAGGCAAUGUUUCAUUGGCCAUGCUGAACAGCAAUGUGUUGCUGAUUAGCCUGCUGUUGGAGGGGAUUGGGGCAUUUGCCCAGGUUUUAGGACCGGCAUUCAGUCUGCUUCUCAUGGACUGCCUCUACCCUGUCCUCGAGAAACUUGCAGAUGAGAAGGCUGUCAUCAGCCAAACAGCUUACAGCACUGUGGUACAGAUUUGCAUAGCCUGUGGAUACCAGACCAUCCCAGCUCUCCUGAGCUCCAAUGCCGAUUACCUAGUGGACGCCAUCUCGUCCAGCCUGAGGCACCUAGAGAUGAACCCAAAGGCCCCUCUUGUUCUACAAGUCACCCUCCGACACAGUAAUGCUGAAAUGUUGCCUCUUCUUCAGGACACCAUAGACGAGAUCCUCCUAACGUUGGACCAGUACCACAAAGAAGUUGCCGCCACGGUGAUGGACGUCUUGAAGACGCUCGUCAUGGCCAUCUACAGGUGGUACCCCUGUGAUGACAAGAAAACAGAGCCAUCGGAAGAAGAUUCGCAGCCCUUGCUCGACAAAGAUCCUGCCGGCCAGGACCGCGAACUCGCAGACGAUCUUCCCAUCACCCUCCAAUCCAUUGGCGACUUCUUCCUGGAGCACCUGCGUCUGAAGCGCAUCGCCGAGGGCGACGUGCGAGAGGAGGAUAUAGAUGACGAUCCCGGGAUGCAUCCGAGUCAGGCGAGCGGGGAGGAGAUGGAUGGUGGGGACGAGGUUGACAAGGAGAAGGCAUUGCCCAUGCACAUCAAGACAGUCAAGGAGGUCCUGGAGAGAUGUCUUCAUUUCUUGUCAUCCAGUGACCCAAGACUACGCCUGAAGGUUCUUGAGACAGUAAAACAUGGCAUCCUUGCAUUGCGAAACCACCAAGACGAGCUUCUGCCCCUUAUCCACCGCCUGUGGCCGGCCUUCGUCCAACGCUUCCAGGAUACCGAGCAGCUGGUAACCUGCAGGGCAUGUGAAACACUGCACACCAUGGCGGACACCGCUGGAGAUUUCAUACAGAAGAGAGUCAUUAAGGAUGUGUGGCCCAAACUGGUGUCCAUCCUGGAAGCCCAAGCCAAAAUAAGCGAGAAAGCAGGGCCUGCCUACCUGCACACCUCGGCCUGCAAACUGCAGCUGGCCGUACUCCACUGCGCCGGCCCCAUCUGCAGCAAAGCAGGCGUGGGAGGUGGGGAGCUAGCCAAGAUGGCCACCGCCUGCUUGCCGUACCUGAGCGCCAGGCAGCCAGGCGUACUCCAGGCGGCCGCCAAGGAGAGCUUCGGAGCAUUUGCAGAUCUGGAACCCGACGCAGUGUGGGUGACGCUGAACGAUGUCCACUGCCCAUCAAGCCGGCGAGCACCACAUGAAUGCUUUCCAGCUCACAAGUUCUUCGGCGAGAUCAACCCCCACAGAGGUGAAUAUGCCAAGAACAUUCUGAGACUCCUUGAUCAACUUCAGCCCCGUCCAAUCUUGCAGGAGACACUGAAGAGACAAGGUCACCGUCUGCCGUCAGAAGAAGGAACAGGCUGAUAUACUUCCCGUCAGUUGUGGCUGUUAUUUGGGUUGUAUAAAGGGCAAUGGUACAUCAAGCUGGCCAGAAAUACCAGGGCUAACGCCCACUCUUCCACUAGAGGUUUGCCAGUCUAGCGCAAUGGAUGUAUGAAGCAGAACCUCCCACCCUAAGGAUGCAACCUUCAAUUCCAUGGACAAUUUGGCAUCUUUUGUGGCCCAGGAAAGUCUGCAUUAAUCUCAAGAAGUAACACUUAAUGUGCCACAUUCCCUAGGUGGAGAUCCCGGGCGGGGGUAAUCCCCCCACUUUUUGACUCCACCCACUUUUCAAGUCACUGACAUUAUGCGCGUGCAUUCAUAGCCUCCGCACAAGGAUGGCCAUUCAGAAAUCAUCUCCCCUACUGUGACCACAAACGCAAAUUUGUGACGCCCACUUUAUAGACGUUUUUCAAGUGAUGUAACAUGACAGGCAAAGUAGUUUCAGGAAGCGUACAAUGUCCAGGGAGGCAUUUAGGUGCAUUUUCGAAUGUAUUUCUGUUGGCAAUUUCAUGUACGCCAGAAUAUUGAGAGACUUUGAAGGCACGCAACGUCACAAAUUUGCGUUUGUGUUGACUUUGUAAUUCAUGCGAAUGAAAAAAUUAAAUCAUGGAAAUGAAAUUAGCAACGUACAAAUAUUAUUUUUCUUUAAAAACCCACCUUUUCCCAGUGCUGUAUUUGAUUCCAUCACCAGUCCAGUCACAAGUCCCUUCACAAGGCCAGUCAUAAAUAACAGGGUGAACAAUGACAAAAGAAUGUUUUGUCACAGCUCAUUUAAAAUAGCUUGGGAAUUGGCAUGACGUGCGACAUGCUGCUACUAGCCGUUGCUAUUGGACUAAAUAUGCCACUCAUUUCCAUGAAAUGCCAGUCUUAAAAAGCCAACUCCAUCCGGAACUUUGGUCAGACCAGAGACCGACGUUUUUUGGCCUUAAGUACAUGCAUGCAAUAUACUUUGCAAACUCAUCUCGCUAUACGGACGUUGCAGAAAUAUACGUUCAUAAUGGGUUUGUCAGCUGUACAGCAUGAAGUAUAUCGUUGAUGGCUCACGCUGUGCCGCUGAAAAAUUUAAGUCGAAAUUUACACAAAAUCCAAUUUUUUGUUAUAUUCAUUGGAAGUCUUAUGUAUGAAGCAAAUUUUUCUAAAUUGAGAAUUUUUUCAUUAGAAGAUAAGGUUUUACAAUGAUUCUGGCUGAAAAUAGAUUUACCGCUCAUGUAGUUACUUUCCGGAGACCGAUCCAGAACAAGAAAAAGUGUCACCACUUUCGUUGAUCCUGUACGCCCGAAUUAAAAGUUUAAAAAUUUCAACUGA